AUGCGAUUUGCACCAGCCGGGUUGAGACUUCGAGGUUGCAAUGGGGUUGCCGUGAGUUUCGCACAGAAGAAGAAAGCCGCUUUAUCAGAAUCACAUAGAAUUACAGCGGAUACACAGAGGGUGCCUCCGCGUAAUCCUACAAAGACUAGUAUUGAGUAUAACUGA
Molecule: messenger RNA, 165 nt
Organism: Plasmopara halstedii
Lineage: Eukaryota; Oomycota; Peronosporomycetes; Peronosporales; Peronosporaceae
Exons: 2
Coding region: 1-165 (54 amino acids)
Source: RefSeq, a predicted model, not a curated record